AUGAGAGCGUGUACGACGCAAGCGACUGCGACGAGAGCUCGCGUAGCACUGACGAACGGGAGUGACGGCGCGCGCGGGGCGGGAGGGCAGUGCGCGGAGGCGGGGCGAGCCGCAAGCGAAUGGCCGCCGCGCGCCGCCUCUCGCCACGCCCGCGCGCCCCUCGGCCUUCGCCCCCGCGUGCCCGCAUCGAUCGCGAAGCGCCCGCGCAACCACCCGGACCCAAAUCUGCUUCAGCUUACCACGACAUCUUAG
Leptosia nina is the source of this 252-nucleotide messenger RNA. Lineage: Eukaryota; Metazoa; Arthropoda; Insecta; Lepidoptera; Pieridae. The record is from the annotation of a GenBank genome assembly.